AUGCAGCCGACAGAUGCGUCGCAGCCGGCGACGGCGGAUCAGAGCCGUCGUCUUAAAGAUGAGCUAUCGGAGAGUAUGAGCUUCAGUAGCCAAAUGAAGAAGGAAGACGAGGAGUUGUCGGUGAAAGCUUUGUCGUCGUUCAAGGCCAAAGAAGAUGAGAUCGAGAAGAAGAAGAUGGAGAUCAGAGAAAGAGUUCUAGCUCAGCUCGGCCGUGUUGAAGGCGAGACCAAGCGUCUCGCUUUGAUCCGCGAGGAACUUGAAGGUUUUGCUGAUCCCAUGAGGAAGGAAGUUACUUUGGUGAGGAAGAAGAUUGAUACUCUCGAUAAAGAAAUAAAGCCAUUGGGGCAUACUGUUCAGAAAAAGGAAACAGAGUACAAGGACGCUCUUGAAGCAUUCAAUGAAAAGAACAAGGAGAAGGUGGAACUGAUCACCAAGCUACAGCAGUUGGAAGGAGAAAGCGAGAAAUUGAGAUUCAAGAAGCUGGAAGAGCUAAGCAAGAACAUCGAUCAAACCAAACCUUAG
Messenger RNA from Microthlaspi erraticum, 522 nucleotides. The record is from the annotation of a GenBank genome assembly. NCBI's taxonomy places the organism in Eukaryota, Viridiplantae, Streptophyta, Magnoliopsida, Brassicales, Brassicaceae.